Molecule: messenger RNA, 1656 nt
Organism: Acaulospora morrowiae
Lineage: Eukaryota; Fungi; Glomeromycota; Glomeromycetes; Diversisporales; Acaulosporaceae
Source: the annotation of a GenBank genome assembly
AUGGAAGACGCUUCGUAUGGAUAUAAAAUUUUAACCAGACCUCACACAACACCAAAUAAUUCUGCUAGUCAGGAGUAUAAAGUGGUAGAUCAAAAAACUUUUGAAGACGAGCUCCAAGCAUAUGAAGAAUCAAAAAUUCGCGAGGAAAAUUCAGAAGAAUGGAUUUAUGAUUCGGAAAGUGGAUAUUAUUAUAACAAAUCAGCAAAAAUAUAUGCUCUUUGGAAUGCUGAAACUCAAGAAUGGAUGUACACAGAUAAUAACUAUGUUAGUGAUUCUAAACAGGAUAAAACUGAGGAAGUGUUGUUAAAUAAAGAAACAGGGCAGGAAGAAAACUCAGAUAAUGCACGCGAAGAAGGUCAACUUUCAGAUUCUGAAGCAUGUGGGACAGCUUUUAUAACGUCAAAUGGAAAAAACGUGAAUAGUCGGGAUCAAAAAUCCGAAGAUACAGAUGGCUUUGAACUAAAUCAUAUUUUUACUCCGCCAGCAGGUUAUUUACCAACUUCAGAAGCACAGUACUAUUUCAAUCCAGAAAGUAAUAUUUGGUUUGAUACGCAUACUGGGGUGUAUUCAAUAUAUGAUGAAUCUACUCAGACAUACACUCCUGUUGAAUCAUCUUAUACAUCAUCAUCUGCCAAUAUUGAAGACACUGCAGUAGAUCAUGGUGAACCUGGUAGCGACGCAACGUUGAGGUUGGUAGUUUUAGAAUCUGAGAUUCUACAAUUGGGUCAUUUAGUUCUAGUAGAUGCAAAUGGGAUAUCUAUGGGAAGAGAUAGAUGGGAUGAUCGCCGACUUCGUUUAGCCGAAAUGCCUACGUCCAAACAUCAUUGCCAGAUAUUUUGUUCCUCUUCUGCGGCUUCUGAUAAUAAAUCUGGUGAAGAAGAAGACUUAAAAAAUUUUACAAACUCUUUAGACACCUUUUUCAUUGUUGAUAAUGGAUCACAGAAUGGCACAUUUGUUAACUCGAAAAGAUUAUCCGAAAGUAAGAUGAGCUCUAAACCUCAUCAAUUGAAUCAUAUGGAUGAAUUAAUAGUAGGAAGCACCAAGUUUCAAGUACACUUACACAAAAAGUGGACAUGCGAUGCAUGUACCGUGACCGAGGGAAAGAUGAUUGACAUUUCACAAAAAUUUGACGGUAACGCUAAUCAUAAUAAGACAAAAUCGAGAAGUGGAGAAGGAGAUAUAAGCGUAAAUAUUAAUAGCAAUAAUAAUACUGCCACACAAAAAGAACUUUUAGAAUUUCAACGACGAGAAGAACUUAGUCGAUUGAAACGUAAAUAUAUGGGACCGUCAAGUUCUAAUCAAAAACAAGUAAAAUAUGUUGAUAGAGCGGCUAUAAGAAGAGGCAUUUACCCAGAUAAUAACCCGAUUAGAAAGGAUUGGGAAGGUGAUUUCACGAUAUCCCAUGAAAGGGAAAUAGAUGUUCAGACUAAAAUUGGAUCUGAUAAUAAAGGAAAUAAACUUCUUCAAAAGAUGGGUUGGAAGGAGGGGCAAGGGUUGGGGCUUAAUGGUACGGGAAUUCUAGAUCCAGUACAACUCGUGACGAAUAAUGGGACGACAGGGCUUGGUGCUAGUCUUGGAAAAAAUACUAAAAAUGCUUCUGAAACAUUGCAGGAAGCAACUCGGCGGUAUGAGAUUCUGCCAAUUGAUAGUUUCUAA